This is a messenger RNA of Ostrea edulis (European flat oyster), 4889 nucleotides long. RefSeq names its product tetraspanin-1-like. Gene Ontology annotation, cellular component: membrane. NCBI's taxonomy places the organism in Eukaryota, Metazoa, Mollusca, Bivalvia, Ostreida, Ostreidae. Bases 183 to 1070 code for a protein of 295 amino acids. The transcript is spliced from 7 exons. The record is from RefSeq and is a predicted model, not a curated record.
CCUGAACAGAAUUGAUAUUGAUCGACUCUGUGCAGGUCUCUUUAAACAGUUUCCCCAAUACACAGACUGUUUAAUCACGCACCGAGGCAGUUCGCCUUCUUCAAGCCUCACGAUCCACCACUUGCGAAAUUAUCUAAAGGAAUAUACUUCAUACAGAUUGUGAAUAGAACACAUCACGCACGAUGGGCUGUCUUGUCGGGCUCGGGAGAGUCCUAAUUGUUGUCAUCAACAUUAUAUUUCUGAUUCUAGGCUUAGUAUUUUUGGCUGCGGGAAUGAUAUGUUUAGUGGGCGAGUCUAUUCUAAAACCUUUCUACCAGAGCGUGCUGGACUCGCUCGAGAGUCAACUCGAGAGCAACAACUACGGCACCGUGGAUUUCUCCUCGUUCAGUCUCAGUUCCCUGAUUGGCGGGCUGGGCUACUUCUUCGUGGGCCUGGGACUGUUUCUAAUCAUCAUUACUAUCAUUGGAUGUUGUGGAGCCUGCUGUAAAGUCAAGUAUAUGUUGGUCGCUUAUGCUAUCAUCGUCAUUGCAAUCCUCGCCGGAGAAAUCAUCUUUGUUGGAAUUCUAUACGGCUCUCCAGACACGAUAAAAAGCGAAAUUAAAGCUCCAUUAAAGACAACCAUCCAGAGUGAUUACGUGGGAUUUAAUGGGACGAAUAUCGUCAGCCUGGGCUGGAACUUUGUACAUAGAGAGUUUAAAUGCUGUGGUGUUGAUACUUACAACGAUUUUACCGGAGGUGCCAAAUGGAACACAAAUUACGGCACAGGCCUAAAAGCUCCCAUAACCUGCUGCGAAACCAUUCCCGAUGCAACCACUCCAACGUGUGCUACAACACCAGUAAACAUAUACACAAAGGGGUGUUUUGAUGAGGUGUAUAAUAUGCUGCUGGGAAAUGUCGGUUUAGUUGCUGGUUCCAUUGCUGGGUGCGGUGUUUUCCAGCUGGUUUUGAUUAUCUUCGCACUUAUCAUCUUCUGUGACGCACGACAGUCGUCAAAAGUAAACCCAAAUAUGUGGUAUGUAUACUUUCUAAUGAAACAUUCAAUUCCGCAUGUGUGGCUAAAGCCAUGGUGAUAGGAACAGAUAUUUCUUCCAAGCUGAAUUGAUAUUUUAUAAAGCCCAUUGUUUAAGCUAGCCUUUUUGCAAACAAUGAAACAAUUUCUCCAUUAUCGUCAUCAGAAUUCAUUUUAGAUAGCACGGGCAUUUCACGUCUUUGAUACGUGAAGAUUAUUUCCCAUAGUCCAAGGAAUUUUUUUUUUAAGUUUUACUAAAUUUCUUAAACUCAAGAUUUCACCGUAAAUGAUUGUAAGUUACAAUAAUGAUCCGUUUUAUAAAACUUCUUUACUUAAUUCCUUACUUAAUCAUCGUAACUUUACAACAGCCAAUAAGAUAUCCUAAGUUACAAUAAAGAUCCGUUUUAUAAAACUUCCUUACUUAAUCAUCGUAACUUUACAACAGCCAAUGAGAUAUCCUAAGUUACAAUAAAGAUCCGUUUUAUAAAACUUCCUUACUUAAUCAUCGUAACUUUACAACAGCCAAUGAGAUAUCCUAGAUAAGGUAUUUCUCUGAAAAUUGUUGCCCUUAAUGCUGUUUCAGGACAUUUUCAUCGUCGAGUUUUUAGUUACUUUAAAUUACAUUUACUUUAGUGAAACAGAAACAUCAUAUCUUAAGUUAGAACUUACAAAAUUCAUAAGUCAGAAGUAUUUUCGUAAAAUAAGUUUAGUAAAUUUGCGCUGGAAGUACGACUACCGGUUACAUACCUCUUGAACGUUAAGAAUGGUACUACAUGCAUACUGUUUACCGCAACUGGGCAGACUAUUUCAAAAUCGUAUUGUUAUUGCAGUUUGUCUACAGAAUAGAAUUCAUAAAACAGAGAUAGAUUGUAGAUCUGCUAUUUAUUGGUAUACUUGAUGCCGGGAUGUUAAAAAUUGAAAUAAGAAUCACAUUUUGUUUCUAAAAUCACAUCUUAUAACACCUAUGUCAUUCUUCCUGCUGGAAAACCUUUCGUAACAUUGAAAUAAAAGAAGAGGUCAAACUAAGUACCUUAUGGAUCUGACACAGCAACCUCUGUUUAAACAUUGCAUUCGAAUUCUGACAUCAUCCUCGCUCGAUAUAUUGAUUUUAAAAAAAAAACAAUAACAUAGUUCGAUUAAGUUGGCCUCGGUACUGUUGAUAAAAGUGAAUAGAAAACUUGAAAUACUACCCAAGCUUGAAACACUACCCAAGUGAGAAAGUAAAUUUCAAUAUGCUAUUUAUUAGCUAGAGCUCUUAACAAGAUUAAAAUUGAUUAUUUCAGUGUAUAGCGCAGUGGCUUUAUAAUAUUUUUGUGUAGGCAUGCCUUUGUCAUGCAUAUCAGAUAGGGUUUUUUUCUUUAACCCUGUGAAUAAUUACUGAGGAAACUAAAAGUUUUCUUGGUUUUUUUCUGAGAUCGGGUGUGCAUUAUAUUGAAAUAAAAGAAUUAUUUUCAUGUGUAACUAACAUCCAUUACAGCGAACGGGACAGGUAAGAAUGGACGGCCGAUCGAACAUUAUUGAGCUGUCUGUAGUUUUCUACUGUCUAUGAAAUAAAAUCUAUAACACUUUCAUGUAGAAAAUAAACUGUUGAGUUUUUACUACUUCGGUAUACUUUGAUGUAUUUUCUUUUCUUCUUAGUAACUGAAUUUGAAAUCAGUUUGCUCCUCUUCUGAACUAAUCGAAGAAAGUUAGUGAUCAGAAGGUUUGUGAUCAAAGCUGAUCCGGCGUCUGUUCUUCUGUAUAUAUGUCUGUUAAACAUUUCACGUGCCUCAGCUUUACCAUAUCCACUGGACCACGAUGUGCCUUUACAUGGAGGGAACUGAGGAUCUGCUUCGUCUCCCUCCAAAGGGAAAUGAUUAUAAAAUAGAAAACUUUAUAAGUCUGCCGUUCAUAAAACUCUAUAAAAUCACCUGGCCAACGAUAAAAUACAAAUUGUUGCGAAAGCUUUCUCGUAUAUUGUAGAUACAAGCCUGUCUGAUAAUGAUUCUAAGGCUUUGGACUGAAUUAUAAGGAUGAGCAUAGUUUUACGUAUAGAUUUAUUUACACAAAAUCCUUCAAACAAUUUCCAAAAGAACAAUAGAGUAAUGUUCCGUAUGACUCAAAUUUGUUUAAAUCAUGGCCAUUUUUUUGUACCUUUGGUCUGAUUGAGGUCACAUUAGUUUACAGAAUUUAAUUACUACAUUAUGAACAAUUGAUCGACGUGUAAACUUUGGACAUUUUACCCACAAACUGAAUAAAAGUGCGCAGCAUUGUUAAGUUUGUGAGUAAAAUGUCCAGAGUUUACACAUCGAUAAAUUCAUCAAAAAGAAUGUUUGAUUCUGUUCCCUGUAUUAAAAAUAAAAUAAAAAAAUUGAAUAGUUUCCUCGCGUUUUCAGAUUUAUUAAUGUGCAAAUUUUCGUCCUGCUUUAUUUUUAUCCAAUGAAAACAAAUGUAAUAAAUAACAUUGGAAUUAUAUACAAAUAUUCAAUGUGAAGAUACUAUAAUACUUACUAGUUGGAGAUACUAUAGUACUUACUAGUUGGAGAUACUAUAAUACUUACUAGUUGGAGAUACUAUAAUAUUUACUAGUUGGAGAUACUAUAAUACUUACUAGUUGGAGAUACUAUAAUACUUACUUGUUGGAGAUACUAUAAUACUUACUAGUUGGAGAUAUUAUAAUACUUACUAGUUGGAGAUACUAUAAUACUUACUAGUUGGUAAAAUCACGGAUGCUUCGGGUGAGCAUUGUGGCCUCUUGUUAUUUUUUCUUCAGGUGAGAAUUUUAACUAUAGAUAAAUUUUGCAUUCUUUAAAACUGUUACCUUUGUUCAGAUGCUCAAAUAUACCAAUAUUGAAUUAUAUGUUGUGUGCUAAAUACUAAUAAAUGGUUGGCGUUUUCUCUUUAUUUAAGAAGUAAGUUUUGUUGUAAAUUGUCGGCUUCUUCACUUGAGGAUGAAAGCAACAUUUAAAAUUGCAACCUUAGCAUAUACAUGUACUUUUAUUUUCAGAUCGUUUAACGACCCAAACACAGGAAAAAAACCUUCUUAGGAGGAAACACCGAGUUCAUCCUUAGGAAAAUCCAUCUCCAUCCGUAUUUAUUCAUGCUAUAGUGAAUUGAAGAAACUCCUAUUGUGGACUAUUAUAAAAGUGUAUUGUCUGGAAUCGUAUAAAGCAUGGGGGACUGUACGUCCUCCUUUAGAUUACAAAUCUGUUAUCGUCUGCUGCGCAGAGAAUCCCAUGUAUUGUUAAAUUAUUGUACAUAUAUCAAUGAUAAUUUAUUGUGCUUGUUAAGUUGCUGUCUGAUAAUUGAUGAGGGUCUUGAUCUGACCUGAGACGUUAUUACCUAAUAAAACAGUUUUCUAUUGUUUCAUAAAUUUUCUCAUGAUAUUUUCCUUUAAUAAGUUUAUUAAAUGCAUUGAUUAUCUAAAAAGAAAUAUAUUAAAUCCGUAAAAUAGAAGAUUACAUACCUUUAGAAUACGACAAUAUUAGAUUAUAGGGGUUUAUAGGUAGCGAGUAUUGCAGAACAAAUCCUAACCCGCGUAAGCGGCGCGGGUUAUGAAAUUUUUUCUGCAGUGCUAGCUACCUUCAUCGCCCAAUAAAACAACAAUGAAAAGAAUUUUAUCAUCUAUAUUUUAUUUAAGUACUGAAAUAUCGUAUCAUUGACCAUUUCGUCACUUUAAGGUGUCUCAUUACACCAACAUUUUCUUUAACGGUUUUCGUAUGAAGCAUGAUUUUACCAUCGAAAAAGUAAUACAAGCUUUGAAUUAUUUUAUAUGAUUUUUGUGAUAUUUUGUGGAGUUAUAAAAAUGUGUUUUGUUUGGAAAUAAGAGAUUUUAGAGUCCAAGUUUCGCUGUGAUUUGUUGCAUGAAAUGAAUAUCUAAUAAAAAUGCCUAAAAUACUUC